AUGUCCUGUAAUGUCUUUAAGUUACAGAUUGUUUCCGACGACUCAAACAGACAAAUCACCGGAAAACUCUCACUGCAGGCUGUAAACACUGGAGUACAGGUGAAGAAUGACACUGAGCUGGAAGAUACCUCCUCUGAACAUCGAUUCAACGCCAACCAAACUAUUGUGAACAGUGCUGGAGACAAAGAAAACAUCGUCAUGUCCUCUUCAAGCUCCACGUCUGCUAAAAUUGAGCCAGACAGGUCUAUUGCUCACCCUAAUUACAUUAUUCUGUUCCUUGUUUUGACAGAAAACACCCAAGAAGAGGAUACUUUAGGUCAGAGGAUUUUGCAACAUUCCAAUUUGACUGCUAGUAAACAACAUAGUAACACCGAGGACAAUGAUGCUGAGGCAAGGAGAAAAGCGCAGGAGGAAGGCUGUGUCAACGUGGUCCUCCCUGGCACUGUAACGCAGGAGGGCUGCUGCCGUUUUGUCAGCGAAAUCCUCAAGUUUAUUCUGUAUCAGAGACAGCAGCUACCCAUGACGUAUGACCAGCUGGUGUACUCCCAGAAGAAACAGCUAGCAACAAUGCAGGAUAAAGACGUAGUGAGCCGGAGGCCAGCACAAUCUGCAGACAUGGGCCGGCGCAAGUGUCAGCAGACCCUCCAGGAGUUAGAGGAGGUGCUGCAGCAGCUGGAGGUGCUAUUUUCUCUUAGCAAAGUGCCCCGUGUUCUGCUGCUAAUGGGUGGCUCCCUCGUCCUCCCCAAAGAGCUGUACGAGAUCAACAUGGAGGCACUGAUACUGGCCAGUGGAGAUCAAUGUCUCCGGGUAUCAUCAUGCUUAAGGCAACUCUUCCGCACUCUUUUUGUUGCUGACCUUUUGUCUGACACCAGACCUGUUCGUUUAAUGCCCACCACAGUCUUAGUGCUGGCUCACAGGGAUUGUGGUGUAGGCUGGUUCCGCCCUAAACUACAAUUUAAAGUGCCAACUCGUGUAAAGAACCAAAUUAUUGCUCUGUCUACUGAUCCCAGCAUCUGUACGGAAACAAGGGCAGAGGGGUCAGACUGGCAGGAUUAUGUGUGGUUUCAGGCGCCCAUGACUAUUAAGGGCCUUGCCUUGCCUUAGUAACUGACCCUAAAA
Messenger RNA from Scomber scombrus (Atlantic mackerel), 1119 nucleotides. It is a transcript of the gene mad2l1bp, whose product is annotated as MAD2L1 binding protein. Gene Ontology annotation, biological process: regulation of exit from mitosis. Bases 1 to 1104 code for a protein of 367 amino acids. The transcript is spliced from 3 exons. Gene Ontology annotation, cellular component: nucleus. NCBI's taxonomy places the organism in Eukaryota, Metazoa, Chordata, Actinopteri, Scombriformes, Scombridae. The record is from RefSeq and is a predicted model, not a curated record.